Messenger RNA from Homarus americanus (American lobster), 564 nucleotides. Its product is annotated as serine-rich 25 kDa antigen protein-like. The record is from RefSeq and is a predicted model, not a curated record. The coding region runs from base 1 to 564 and encodes 187 amino acids. The transcript has 2 exons. NCBI's taxonomy places the organism in Eukaryota, Metazoa, Arthropoda, Malacostraca, Decapoda, Nephropidae.
AUGAUCGACGAUUUUUUUGAUGACGACUACGGCACUGACGACAAGACCCCAGCAGAGUUCAAGUCUUUCCUGGAAAAGGGAAACUACUCGAAAAAGUCAACCUCGAAGGAAUAUUCUGAUAUUGUGAACCAAACGAAGAAACUUGCGCUAAAAGACGACAAUAAAGACCCACAACCUGAGAAGCAAGAAGCAGAAUACUCAGAAUCCUAUGAAGAUGAAGAGAAGACAAGUGAUUCCAAACGUGACGAAACAUCCCCAGAAUCUUCUUCAAGUAACCGAAGACAAUGUUCGGACAAUGAAGGGACAAAAAGUGACUCCGAAAAGGAAUCAUCAACAUCCAAAUCUAAAACAUCUUGUAAUUAUUCGAGUGAGCAGAAUAGUAAUGUUACCCCUAGAACUGAAUCACCGGUAUCAAAGAAAACAAAAUCACAAACUAUGGAUGACUACUCCAAAUCAGAUACGCGUAAAGAUUUGGAUAAACCUGAAGAAAAAUGGACAAAUUCUCGAAAAGGCGACGAAGAUGCAACUUCCAGCAAUUCUAAGGAACAGACAAAAGAAACUUGA